AUGGAGCGCCGCGCCGAGCCCUCCUUCGUCUCCGACGCCCUCGUCCCCGGCUCCGACGCCCUCAUCCCCGCCCUCGUCCCCGACUCCGACGCCCUCAUCCCCGCCCUCAUCCCCGGCACCGACGCCCUCGUCCCCAGCUCCGACGCCCUCAUCGAUCCCCGCCACCGACGCCCUCGUCCCCGGCACCGACGCCCUCCUACCGCCUUCGUCUCCUACGCCGAGCACCCCUGGUACAAGCCGUUGUCCACGGCCGGCGACGGCGAGGAGGCCGGGAAGAAGCUGCCGGUGCUCGUCCACUUCCACGGCGGCGGCUUCUUCCUGGGUUCGUGCACGUGGGCGAAUGUGCACGUGGACUGCCUCCGCCUUGCCACGGAGGCCGGCGCCGUCGUGCUCUCCGCGGAGUACCGCCUCGCGCCCGAGCACCGCCUCCCCGCAGCUGUCGACGACGGCGUGGGUUUCCUGAGGUGGCUGCAUGCACAGUGA
Sorghum bicolor (sorghum) is the source of this 483-nucleotide messenger RNA. RefSeq names its product probable carboxylesterase 120. The transcript is spliced from 2 exons. Lineage: Eukaryota; Viridiplantae; Streptophyta; Magnoliopsida; Poales; Poaceae. Gene Ontology annotation, molecular function: hydrolase activity. The record is from RefSeq and is a predicted model, not a curated record. The coding region runs from base 1 to 483 and encodes 160 amino acids.